This is a messenger RNA of Oryza brachyantha (malo sina), 1856 nucleotides long. Its product is annotated as probable 26S proteasome non-ATPase regulatory subunit 3. The record is from RefSeq and is a predicted model, not a curated record. NCBI's taxonomy places the organism in Eukaryota, Viridiplantae, Streptophyta, Magnoliopsida, Poales, Poaceae. The coding region runs from base 95 to 1582 and encodes 495 amino acids. Gene Ontology annotation, biological process: ubiquitin-dependent protein catabolic process; regulation of protein catabolic process. Gene Ontology annotation, molecular function: enzyme regulator activity. Gene Ontology annotation, cellular component: proteasome complex; proteasome regulatory particle, lid subcomplex. The transcript is spliced from 8 exons.
GCCACAAUUCAUUUUUUAUCAUCUUUCUCUACUCUUCGCUUCCGCCGCAAGCACCGCGCUCCGUCGCCUCCUCGACCUCGCCGCCGACGCCGCGAUGCCGGAGGACGUCGAGAUUAACGACUCCCAGCCCCAGCCCCAGCCCGCCGCCGCGGCGGCAGCGCCCGUCGCCGCAGCGCCGGCGGUCUCCACCUUGCAACAUCUGAAGGAGAUCGCUUCGGUGGUCGAGGCUGGGUCCCUGACCAAGGAGGUUCGCCGGAUCUCCCGCGCCGUGCGCCUCACCGUCGCGCUCCGCCGCCGCCUCGCCGCCAGCGAUGUCGCGGCCUUCCUCGCCUUCGCGCUGCCACAUUCGUCCGAGGCCUUCACACGCCUCUCCUCCCUCCUGCCCAAGGAAGAUGGAAGUGAAAUGGAUGUUGAUUCAGCAACUUCGGUGGCUCAAGUAUCAAUCAAGCAUGGUCUCCCAGAGAUUGAAAUAUACUGUUACUUUCUUGUCCUGAUUUUCCUUAUUGACAAUAAGAGAUAUGAUGAGGCUAAAACAUGUGCUUCUGCAAGCAUUGCUCGUUUGAAGAAUCUUAACAGGAGAACAAUUGAUGUUUUAGCUUCUAGGAUUUACACAUAUUACUCUUAUGUUCAUGAACUCACCCACAGCCUCGCCGAAAUUCGUGGAACUCUUCUGGCAUUGCACAGAAUGGCAACUUUACAUCGUGACGAGCUCGGUCAGGAAACUCUACUCAACUUGCUUCUUCGCAACUACCUGCACUAUAACUUGUAUGACCAAGCAGAAAAGCUUAGGUCAAAGGCACCACGUUUUGAAGCGCAUUCUAAUCAGCAGUUUUGCAGAUAUCUGUUCUACUUGGGAAAAAUUAGGACAAUUCAGUUGGAAUACACUGAUGCAAAGGAAAGCCUACUGCAAGCUGCUCGAAAGGCACCCACUACAGCUCGUGGGUUCCGAAUUCAGUGCAACAAAUGGGCUAUUAUAGUGAGGUUACUUUUAGGAGAAAUACCAGAGAGAACUGUUUUUAUGCAAAAAGGAAUGAAGGCGGCUUUGGCACCAUAUUUUGAGCUUACAAAUGCUGUUCGAGUUGGGGACCUGGAGUUGUUCAGAGCAGUGGCAGAAAAAUUUGUUAGCACUUUUAGCGCAGACAGGACACGCAAUUUGAUUGUGAGGCUGCGCCACAAUGUCAUUCGGACUGGAUUGCGCAACAUAAGCAUUUCAUACUCACGGAUCUCCCUUGCUGACAUUGCCAAGAAGCUGAGGUUGGACUCUGAUAACCCUGUUGCUGAUGCUGAAAGCAUUGUAGCUAAAGCAAUCAGGGAUGGGGCAAUUGAUGCCACAAUUGAUCAUGCAAAUGGUUGGAUGGCGUCGAAAGAAACUGGCGAUGUUUACUCAACAAAUGAGCCACAAAUCGCUUUCAAUUCCAGGAUUGCAUUUUGCCUGAACAUGCACAAUGAAGCGGUCAAAGCACUGAGGUUCCCUCCAAAUUCUCAUAAGGAAAAGGAGAGCGCUGAGAAGAGGCGUGAGAGGCUCCAGCAGGAGGAAGAACUAGCGAAGCACAUGGCUGAGGAGGACGAUGACGACUUUUAGAUCGAUGAUUUCUUUUCAUGCUUUCAGCCUCUGCUGCCCCAAAUGUUUCAUUUUGACGAAGCAUGGACCAUCACAGAUUUUAGAGGCGCGAGAUCUCGAAAGCCACCACUGCUUUCUGGGGUAGUUGAAACCUGAAACUGUCAACAUUUAAUUCAGUGUGUUCUAUCUAUGUUAGCAAUUUUUUUUAUCACCAAAAUGACUUAGAAUGCAAUGUAUUUUUUCAUGAAAUACUGUACCUUUCAAUCCCUGGAGGCACUCUGCAAUCUACGCUGCA